Messenger RNA from Thyridium curvatum, 723 nucleotides. RefSeq lists its product as uncharacterized. The record is from RefSeq and is a predicted model, not a curated record. The transcript has 2 exons. Lineage: Eukaryota; Fungi; Ascomycota; Sordariomycetes; Thyridiales; Thyridiaceae. Bases 1 to 723 code for a protein of 240 amino acids. Gene Ontology annotation, molecular function: oxidoreductase activity, acting on the CH-OH group of donors, NAD or NADP as acceptor.
AUGUUCGGAGCGCUUGAAGACCCUCGUACAAUGGGGGCAAAUAUGGGGAGUGCCCCGGCGUCGCCUCCGGGGGCGCGAGCCGUCGACUACUUCGGGGUUCAUUCUGGGGAAUUUCCCGGCGUGAGCUUGAUCACUGGUGCUGGCGGUACUGGUAAGCCCAGUUCAUAUGUUUCAGGUGCCAGCGGAGGUGGCCUCCCUGUGCUAAUCUCUGAUAUAGGCAUCGGCGCCGCUGUGGCCAGGGCCUUUGCCCAACAAGGCUGUUCACGUUUGGCCAUCACCGAUGUGAAUCGGGAGACGCUGCUUCAGACACGAGACGCAAUUCUAGCAAUCAAGCCAGAUGCAGAAGUUUACGCGCAUUCCGGAGAUGUCUCGGACGAGAAGGAUGUAGAAUCUUUCGUGACCGAGGCAUCCCGGCAGUUCGGUCGCUUGGACUACGCAGUGAACUGUGCCGGAAUCCUAGGUCCAUCGCUCAAAUCAGCGGAUAUGAACAUCGAGACUUUUGACACGAUCACGCGUGUCAAUUACCGCGGAUCGUGGCUUUAUUCUCGAGCAGCCCUGAAAGUCAUGUUGAAUCAACAGCCGCUUUCUGCGCAUCCAGAGCAGCGAGGAGCCGUCGUGAACAUUGCAAGCCAGUUGGGCAUCGUGGCGCGGCCUGAAGCUGGUGAGCGAGCCCCUAGUAGUCCUGACGGCCGUCUGAGUGCUAAUAUUGAUACAUCUAUCUAG